Molecule: messenger RNA, 3087 nt
Organism: Fusarium keratoplasticum
Lineage: Eukaryota; Fungi; Ascomycota; Sordariomycetes; Hypocreales; Nectriaceae
Exons: 1
Coding region: 1-3087 (1028 amino acids)
Source: RefSeq, a predicted model, not a curated record
AUGGCUGAUAAAUGGGACGCAAGCGCGAUCUCGGCCGUAGUGGCCCUGGUUUUCGCAUUGUUCGCGCUCCUAGUCGCUGUAGCCCAAGCAUUGCAACAGUACUUAAUCACUGGCCAGCUCAUCCGCCUCUGCGACAGUGUUGUGUUUGGCCCGCUCCCUGGCCAGGGCCGCCGCAUCUGGCAACUCUCCCAGUUUCGCUUCCGCGUGGUGUAUUCUAUCCCUCAAAUUAGUCUCCAGGCCAACCUGUGGCCUAAUCAGAGCCCACAUAUCAAGUCUUAUGCCAUCGGGCAGGAGUAUCUUCCUGAUCUCGAUCUAGUUCCUGUGGCCGACAACUUAUCAUCGAGCACCUCAACCCUCUCGGGCUCCUCAGUCGACGGUACGACCAUCCUCAGUCGACGUACCAGGGAGUGGGAAGUCAAUGCAGCGAACAUCGACAGUGGAUUUUGGGGCCAAUCGACUCGUUUUCAGCGCUUUCGUACUGGUUGGCUUUCCGUGGGCAUCUGGCUGAGCUGUUGGUUCAGCAAAAUCCGAUUAAGGAUGCCGUUCCCGAAAAAGGAACGACGAGCCAUUCAUUGUGUCGACGGAUCUGUGGGUGAGGCAUCUUGGGUGUCCUUCUGCAAAGCCAUCAACGGGUCAUGUGGAGCUUCAGUGCGAUACCACUCGGUCACUUAUGAUGCCGACCGAUGCCCGUCAGAUCUGGUAACGGCACCGAUGCAAGUUUCCAUGAGGGAUGUUGCCGUAAUGGGGUUGACGGCGGGCAUGAAAAUCACGAGCUGUUCGUUCAUGGAAAAGUCCAUCUCGAUGCAGGGCGCCGUCGGCUCUAUCACCAGCUCCAACCAUGCCAUUCUCGGGCCGAUACUUCAUUUCACCCCUAGAGCCUUUGCCUCAGUCAUACCUCGCCCUCUAGCACCUGGAAGCGCCGAUGGCAGAGGAAUCGUUGAACCAAGAUGGCUGGCGCGGACAUGGGACGUCUGCACCGUUGCUGGGACGUUCUUCAACUCGGUGAAGAGACGUACUACCAGACGCCUAGACGAUCGAUGGUCUAGUUAUCAAGAGGCCAACCACCCUCCCGAAGUCAACACACGCAAAGGAGAGUUCCACCAGGGUGGGAUCGUCCCGGUCGAUGAGAAGAAGAAGCAUAGGCCUACUCGCGGGCCACCUUGGACUAGAAUGCGGAUGGAAAAACAAAAGCCCAAGGAAAAACCAAAUACACCAGAACCACAUAGCACACUCUUGAUUCCUCAGACUCGAGCCACCAUAUCUGUUACCCACCGGCCCCAGGACGGCCCUUGGACCAUCACUCAGCCAGAUUCGCCUUCCCGAUUGGGGGUUGUGAAAGAGCUUAGAGGCAAAGAAAAGGCUCCAGUGGUGAACGUCCAGAGCGGAACUGGGGAAGAUGAGGAAGUCCACGUCACGCCAUCAACUCCACCUGAGCCGACCAUUGACCCGGCCUUGUCUGGGGGGCAAGCUACGACGUCCGCAGGGGCGGUUCGGGAGCAACACUCGGGCCAGAAAUCAGCGACCAAAGAACCUCCUAAGUCCAACGAGGUAUAUCUCAUGGUGGGUGAAACGCCUGAGCAUGUACCCGAAGUCUGCCCUGGCCAGGCCAACGACGCGACGCAAGAGGGGGCCAAAGCAUCAAGACAAGGUGAUGAUACUCAACCUGCGCCGGCUCCGAUGUCCACAUUUCAAGGUGAACCACAGACUGAUGCAUCAGAGUUUCCAAUGGAAGCGACCAAAACGGAACAAGUUCAAAAUGAUUCAUGGGGAGCCUCUUUAGAGGCUAGCGAAUCCAGGUCAUCCGAGCCUCAAGCUGGUGGAGGAGGCUCGCUGGCCACUUUUGGAAGGCCAGUGACUCCUCUUCUAUUGACACAGACGUCGCAUUGGGAGGAAUUGCCGGCAGGAAAUCCCCGAGGCUCAGUUAGCCAGGGGACAAGGAAACGCCAACCGCAGAGACAGGCCACGGUAGAAGACGCACCAGAUAGUGGCGAAGGAGAAGGGGCCUCUCGUACUGGAAGAUCACCGGACCCCGAGACGCAUGACCGAGGUCUUGCUGCCAAGAUGCGACAAAAAGCACGGAACGAGCGCAGCCGCAAGAUCCAGAGGGACAAAACCGUUGUUGAAGGGUCAAAAACGGAUGAUGGCAAGCCCCGACUCUUGCUAACGUACCCGCAGGACGGGUCGGACUCAGGGCCUUCAAGGCCAGUGUCAAUGACAGAAGAGCAGAUGGCUUUUGCAAGAGAGGCGGAACGCCAACAGAGAAGAGAGGAGAGGGAGCUCGAGCGAGACAAACGGAACAAAUCACGAGGAAACGUUGUUUCCCUCGAUCGAAUGGACAUGUAUUGGUUCUGCCAGGUGGACAUCUACCAGGGAUUCUGGGCCACGCCAUGGGCGUCUGUCGCGCCCCUGCAGACGUCACUGGUCGGUGCUAUCACAGUUAUCUUGGAGGCGUUACUGGGGUUUCUGGAAGAGAAGACCAGCUUAAUCUACUGCGAUCCAAGCCUCUUCUACUACCAGACCCAGGGUUGGAUCUCUCGCGGCCGCACAUCGUAUCCGGCCUACGCAAGCAAUGCCCGCGGCGGGGUCAUCGCGCACGGUGCCUACAAAGGCGUGCACGUCCCGGCCUUCCAGUGUACCAUCCCAGCGCUCGAGCUGCUCUAUUCGUACGACUGGCAGGUGUCUAGCUGCCUUCACGACCAGGAACUAUACUGCGAGGAGCAGAAUAUCGAGCUGAUGCGCAUCGACGCCUGGCUCUCCUACGUCGGUCGGACUGACAUGAUCUCGCGCGGGCCCAGGGACCUGCUGAACGGAGCGCCGGCGCUUGUGCAACUCCUCCAGGCCGAGUUCGAGAUUGACUUCAUGAACAUCGACCUCUCGGCCAAGGAAGGCGGCCACCAGGACAUCCAGGGCCUGGCCGAUAAUGUCAUGGACUUCCUCACUGACGAGGAGCUCAACGAGGCCGAGCAGCUGUACAUACUUGUUGCCCUGCUCCGCGCCGUCAAGGUGUGCCAGUGCGUGUUGGCUGGAUCGAGCACGGCCAAGAUAAACGAGAUUCUCUUGAAAGAUGUUCAAGCACAUCUCGUCUGA